CAUUAGUCCACGUCACGUGUCAUAACAUCAUGGCAUCUGCAGACGAGCAACAAACAAACGCUGACACCAACCAAGACCCCCAGAUGAACGCGGACGAGAAGGACGUAUCUUGUGAUGAAGUGUGUGUUGGUAUUGAUCUUGGGACGACGUACUCUUGUGUGGCUGUUUGGGAGAAUGAUCAUGCAGUUGUGAUUGCAAACAACAUGGGCCACAGAACGACACCAUCAUGGGUGGCUUAUGUGUCGGGUGAUAUGCUAGUUGGAGAAGCUGCUGUGGCACAAGCGAGUAGAAACACUAAGAACACCAUCUAUGAUGCCAAGAGAAUGAUUGGCAGGAAACGAGCUGAUGCCAGUGUGCAACUGUUUGCUCCUCUGUGGCCGUUUGACUUAGCAUACAAUGAGAACUGCUGCAUCACUGUUAAAACAGAGAGUGAACAGAAGGUCAUUACACCAGAAGAAGUAUCUGCUGCUGUGUUAAUGAAAAUGAAGAGAACAGCUGAAGACUACUUGGGACGUCCAGUAAAGUUUGCUGUCGUCACGGUGCCUGCGUACUUUAAUGAUGGACAGCGACAGGCUACUGUAGAUGCGUGUACAAUUGCUGGAAUUGAGUUGAAGAGAAUUAUUAACGAACCAACAGCAGCUGCUCUGGCUUAUGGGUUAGAGAAAGGCACUGGACAGGACAGUCCUAGGAUGUUGCUAAUUUAUGAUUUUGGAGGUGGAACACUUGAUGUCACUGUAUUGGUGAUUGAGGGUCACGUGUUUGAGGUGAAAAGCACGUCAGGAGAUAUGCAACUUGGAGGCCAGGACUUUGACAAUAAUCUUGUUAGACACUUUGCACCACAGGUCACAGAAAAGUGUGAGGGUGCUGACAUUUUGAACAACCCUAAGGCUGUAAAGAAAUUGAGAGAUGCUUGCCAGCAACUUAAACACACACUCUCACACUCUACAGAGGCGAAUGUUGAAGUUGAUGCACUUAUCAAUGGAAAAGACUUUGAUUCGUCUCUAACACGACAGAGAUUUGAUGAGAUAAAUGUAGGACUGUUUGAGCGUUGUCUACUUCCUGUUGAUCAAGCUCUCUCUGAUGCGGGUAUCACAAAGGAGGAGAUUGAUGAGGUGGUCUUGAUAGGAGGCUCGAGUAGGAUAGUGAAAGUGCAGAAUUUGCUAGAAAAACGUUUCAAUGGGAAGCCACUAAGUAAACGAAUCAACCCAGAUGAGGCAGUUGCCAUGGGUGCAGCAAUUCAAGCUGCAAACUUGACUUUAGUAGAAGAGACGAAGGGAAGACUUAAGAAGCGAGGAGGACUAACUUUGAUGGAUGUGACUCCAUUAAGUUUGGGUAUUGAGUUGGCUGGUGGCAAGAUGAGUGUAUUGAUUCCGAGGAAUACAACAAUUCCUUACACUCACACACGAAUGUACUACAAUAAUGAGGAUUAUCAGACACACGCUGUGGUGGAAGUGUUUGAAGGGGAAGACAAGAUGACGUGUAAUAAUAGAUUGUUGGGGAAAUUCAAUCUGCCUGGUAUACCACAAAGACCAAGAGGACAGGUCAAGAUCAACGUAAAAUUCUUUGUUGAUGAGAACGGAAUACUUGAAGUAAUGGCAUCAGUCAGUGAAGAGAAUGGCCCGACAGCCAGUCUUGUAAUUGAAAAAGAAAAGGGUUUACUCUCUGGAUUCGAAGUGCAGCAGAAAGCUGAAGAAGCCCGGUUAUGGGAAGAGAGGACAAAGAAACAUAAACUCAACUAAAAGUUUGUCAAAAACUUUUAAUAUCAACUCAAUAGUUUUAUAGCUUUUGAUAUUAACGCAAAUGCAUGACGUCAUUUGUUCAAUUUAACUUACUUCAUGUCCAAUAAUUUCUGCUAUCGUUUUGGUU
Corticium candelabrum is the source of this 1866-nucleotide messenger RNA. Its product is annotated as heat shock 70 kDa protein-like. Gene Ontology annotation, cellular component: cytoplasm. Lineage: Eukaryota; Metazoa; Porifera; Homoscleromorpha; Homosclerophorida; Plakinidae. Gene Ontology annotation, molecular function: ATP-dependent protein folding chaperone; ATP binding. The record is from RefSeq and is a predicted model, not a curated record.